Argiope bruennichi is the source of this 8497-nucleotide messenger RNA. Its product is annotated as BTB/POZ domain-containing protein 6-B-like. NCBI's taxonomy places the organism in Eukaryota, Metazoa, Arthropoda, Arachnida, Araneae, Araneidae. The record is from RefSeq and is a predicted model, not a curated record. Bases 239 to 1783 code for a protein of 514 amino acids. The transcript has 3 exons. Gene Ontology annotation, cellular component: cytosol. Gene Ontology annotation, biological process: neurogenesis. Gene Ontology annotation, molecular function: protein binding.
UUAGUUUUAUUGUCUGAACUUCAAUAGCACAGACGGGUUAUUAAAAUCUAUAUUUAUUUAUGCUCUAUUACAUUUUCUUAAUUUAUAAUCUGCAUGUUUUUCCAUUCUGAUGUAUAUUUUACCAUAUCAGUACACAUGUUCUUCGCACAGAUAUGAUGCGAAAGACUCUUUUGCUUUCUACUCGAUGAUUGUCAAUGGCGUAGCAAAUUGUAUUUAUUACUAAAUAUCUGGAAGACGUAUGAUGUCGGCCAAAACAAAUAAACGAAGAGAAGAAACCAGUUGUGCGCCUUUUAAUAAGACUUGGAUGUUGGGAUUGGGAAACUUGCAAACAAUCCCAGCUAAUUUACCUCUGCAGUAUUCACCGCCUCCAUCAUUAGUCAGUCCAUUACCAAGUCCUAUUCUUAAAUGCUCAGUAUCUUGCAGUCCUUCACCUGCAUCUGGAAGUGGCAGCAGUACUGGAGGUACAAGUCCUGGAAGCACAUCUGAUCCUAACUGGCAGUCGAAUCACGCCAGUGUCAGAGAACGUAAUGCUGCUAUGUUUAACAACGAAUUGAUGAGUGAUGUGCACUUUUUAGUGGGUCCAAAAGGAAGUGCUCAAAAAAUUCCAGCACAUAAAUAUGUGUUGGCAACUGGAAGUUCUGUUUUCUAUGCCAUGUUUUAUGGUGGUUUAGCAGAGAAUGAUGCUGAGAUAGAAAUUCCUGAUGUGGAACCUGCUGCCUUUUUGACACUUUUAAGGUUCCUGUACUGUGAUGAUAUAAAUCUUGAAGCUGAUACAGUUUUAUCUACUUUAUAUGUUGCAAAGAAAUAUCUAGUGCCUCAUUUGGCUCGAGCAUGUGUUGCAUACCUAGAAACGAGCUUGACAGCAAAAAAUGCUUGUGUGUUGUUAAGUCAGAGUCGCCUUUUUGAAGAACCUGAUUUAAUGCAACGUUGCUGGGAAGUGAUUGAUGCUCAGGCCGAGCUAGCUUUUGCUUCUGAAGGUUUUGCAGACAUUGAUUAUCGUACACUGGAAUCUAUUCUUUCCCGUGAAACUUUGAUGAUCAAAGAAUUUGCUCUUUUUCAAGCUGCUCUCAAUUGGUCGACUGCGGAAUGUAUUCGCCAAGAUUUGGAACCUACACCUGAGAAUAAGAGACGAGUCCUGGGAAAUGCUAUGCAUUUAAUAAGAAUCCCUACAAUGACACUUGAAGAGUAUGCAAAUGGUGCUGCACAGUCAGGCUUGCUCACUUUACAAGAAACAAAAGAUAUAUUUUUGCAUUAUACUGCAAAUAACAAACCAGUUCUACCUUUUCCCACCAAACCUCGUGUUGGCUUAAAGACUCAGGUCUGCCACAGAUUCCAGUCUUCUGCAUACCGCAGUAAUCAGUGGCGCUACCGGGGAAGAUGCGACAGCAUUCAGUUUUCUGUGGACAAGCGGAUCUUCAUUGUAGGAUUUGGACUUUAUGGAUCCAGUAAUGGUGCUGCCGACUAUACAGUAAAAAUUGAACUCAAAAGAAUGGGGAAAGUUCUGGCUGAAAAUAAAACCAAUUUUUACUCAGAUGGUUCAAGCAAUACUUUCCAUGUUUAUUUUGAACAUCCUAUAUUAGUGGAAGCUGAUACUUAUUAUACAGCCUCAACGGUCCUCGAUGGUGCAGAGCUGAGUUAUUUUGGUCAGGAUGGUGUGAGUGAAAUGACAGUAGGCUGCAUUACUUUUCAAUUUCAGUGCUCUUCAGAUAGUACCAAUGGAACUGGUGUCCAAGGAGGUCAGAUACCAGAGCUAAUUUUUUAUGGCCCUAGUCAAGACUCGUGACUCGACAGAAAGCACAGGUACUGUGGUUUUCGCAAAAAUGCUACUUCAUUUGUUGUAGAUCCGUAUUCAUGUUUCUUCUCUGUUUUGUUCACAUGUGUAAAACGCAUAUUCAUGUCAUAAGUUACCUCUUAUGAAUGAUUUUGUGUAAUUAUAUAUAAUAUUUUAUUUUUAUCUUCAAAGAAUUAUCAAGCUGACCAGAUGAUGCAUGGCUAAUAUAGAGACGACUCAUCAUUGGACUGUUUGAGAUAGCAAAAGAAUUGUAGAAUUUGUAGAAUAUUUUUUUCUUUUCUCAAUUUUAAAAGCUGAAUUAAAUGCAAAAAUCCCUAAAUAUGAUUAGAUGUAUAGGAUAUUUAAUGAGCAAAUUCUGUUCAUUAACUUUUGUAGAUGGAGUAUAUCAAAUUUUAUUGGGUGAUUUAUUUAAGAUUUUCAUUUGUCUUUAUAAUUUCCACAUAGUCUCUUACGAGAUAGAUUACAAUUAAUUGGACAAUUAUUAACUGUAUAUCAGUUAAUAAAGGAUCUGAACAAUAGUAUAUAUGUACGAUUCUUUUAUAGUGUAUAAUUUUUUGUGAUGUCAAUUUUUUUAUUAUUAUUAUUUAAGGGGUAUAUAUAUAUUUUAAUGUGCUGGAUAAUUGUAUUUACUGUGCUACAAUUGCUGAACCCUGAGUAAUGUGGAUAAAAAAGAAUAUUUUAUAUCAAGCCCUCCAUUUUUUUCUUCUGAAGUGUGAAUAUUAUAUUUUUAUCUGGUUGAUAUUGAUGUUUUUUGGAAGUUGGCUUGUGCUUUAUGUAGUAUAAAUAUAAAAUUUGUUUCUUUAGGUAAAAAAAAACCUUAUUAUGUUCUUUAUAUGUAUAUAUUUUUUUUUGAUUUAGUUAUUUUUAAGGCAGUUCCUCGAAGUUGCAAUUAUUUAAAUGCAUGAAUACUUAUAAAUUGAUAGAAGUUAAAGAAAAUAUGAACUUAUGAUAUAUAAACUUUUUAUGAAAAGUGUAGUUCAUGUAUAUAAUUAUAAUGGCUUGUCAUUGAUCUUCAACAACGAUAUAUUAAAAUAAAUUUUAUCGAAUUUAAGAAUGUCAGAAUAAAAAAAUUUUCUCUUUAUAAAAAUUAUUUACUUUUUGUGAUAAUAAUAAAACAACUAGCAUACUUUUAUGAGAUAUAAAAAUAUAAUUUUGUGAAUUCUUUUUAUUAAUUAUUCAAGAUUGUCUCUGUUGCAUUCAAUUGUUUAUAGAUUCAUUGCCAAUUCAUGUGAACAAAAAAAUUUUUUAAUUUAAGUGUUUCUUUGAAAUUUCUAUUUAAUUUGCCAAUAUUUAUUAUUUAUAUAAAAGAUAUAGCUAAAUUGUUAAUUUGAUAUUAAUUUGUAUUUUAAAAGUUCAGCAGGGAUUUUUAAUGAUCAGAAAUGUAAAAUUUUCUAUUUGAAGAGAAAAGAAAUUUUUCUUAUGUUUAUGUGACAAAGGAUUUUUUUCUCAUUUCUGGCUUAUUAUAUCCUUGGUUAUUAGGUUAUCCUGAAAGUUAUAACAUUAUUUUAAAUUUAUUUUCUCAAUUUCGUUGUCUAUCAAGCUGAUUUUGUGUUCUAUGGAUUUUACAUUAAUUUUGUAAUAUUUUAGAUGUUAUUAUAAAAUGAUUGUAGUAUCUUCAUUAGAAAAUUAAUAAGUUAUUAGUUUCACAUGUACCCUUUAAAAAUGUGAAUUUGAAAACUAAUUACUAUAUUCUCUUUCUUAGCAUUUAGUGAGAUUUAGUCAUUCUUUUCUCAUUGAUAUAACAUCAGAGAGGAUGCUUUCAGCUUUUAUUAUCUAUUUCAGACCAUAAUAAACAAAUAUCCUUGAUUUAUCUUUUGUGGUUCGAGUUUUAAAACAUAAUUAUUGCAAUAUGGUGCAUACAUUUUUAAAUAAUUUUAUUAAUAUCUUAUGUGCCAAUUCUAAAAUUUUAGUUUCGGCUGAGAGCUAUAGCAUUUUAUGACCAUGAUAUUUAUAUUUCAUUUUAGUGUCUAUGGGCAUAAAAUUUGUUGAUCUUGCUAUGUGGAUUCAUUUUAAGCAACUAUUUCAAUAAAAUGUACGACCUAGUUAGUGCUUGAAUAUUUUUAUCAAAUCUCGGAAUAUAUAUGCCUUUUAUUGAUGAUUUUAAUUGCAAAUGCUUCUGCAAACAUUAAAAAAGUUUCUUGAAUUGAAUCUAAAAAGUAAGACGAAUAUAAAAAUCUUAUAUAAUGUAUAAAUGCUGAUCAAUGGCAGGUAAAAUCAGUAGGGUUUGAAUGUAGCUUCAGAAUUCAGUUUUUCUUCUUAUUUAAACCUGAAUACAUAAAUAAUUAUCGACUUUUAAUGUAUCUAUUUUGCAGAGAAAUCUUUUUAAAGGAUUUAUGUGAUGUGGUAGAUAUAGUUGAGUAAUAAUGCUGUGUAUAAUUUUGAAAAGUUUGAUUUCUGUUUAGAUGUGUUAUUUACAGUUUAUAUGUUUGUUUAAGGGGUAGUCUCUUUAUUAAGUGAAUAGGGUUAAAAUUUUUAUGAUAUAAUUAAUAAGAACUAUUCAUUGUUUUCCCAUUAAAAUGAUAAUUAAUUUAAUUUAAAAAUGAUAAUUUUAUAUUCAGUUUUGAAGAAUCUAAAUUCCAGAACUAUUAAGAAAUACUCUUAAUGUUUGUAUGUUCAGAAUCUAGGUUUGUAAAUUAUUUUUCUUCCUAUAAAUUUGAAAAAGAUCAUUUUUAGAACGUAAUUAUCUUUCUAUAUCUUUUUUUUCUUCUUUAAUUCAGUGGUUCUUAACCUUUUUAAGCCGCGACCCAAAUUUGAGAAAUAUUUGAGAAAAAGUCAAAAUUUUUUCAUUGCUUUAUUUUAGAUUGUAUUUUAAAAAAAUCUUCAAUCCUACGAUGAUGAUUUUUUUUAACUUACAAAUUUUUUAUUUAUUUUUUUAAUAAUAAAGAUAAACAAAAGUACUUUUCGAUCCAAGGAAAAUUUAAUUAAUAAUCAAGUGUUUUUAAUAAUUUUUAUUGACCAAAUUAAAAUAUAUUUAUAACUUUUUGAAAAUAAUUGACAUUUUGAUUAGCACAUAGAUGCUAAUGGGUGUUUCUUUUCUCUCAAAAAUAAUUCGACUUCUGUCCGUAAUGAUAAUACUCUUUGAACAACUUUGCCCCGGGACAGCCAUAUAACUUCAGAAUAAUAUAAUAAAUGUUAGUAUUCUGCACCAAAUUCGAAACACAGCUCGAGGAAAGUUCUACAGUUAAGACCUCUUGAUUUGAUAAAAUUGACUACCGCAACAAUUUCAUCCAAAACGAUACAUAAUUCGGGUGAUAAUUUUUUUGAAGCAAGAUUUUGUCUAUGUAACAAUGAAUCGAUAUAAUUUGUGGAUUCAUUUGUUUUGCUCUUGUUGAAAAUCCCUUUUUAGAUGCUGUCAUGGCAGCUGCACCGUCGGUGCAAAUACUGAAACACUGAUUCCAAUUUAAUUCUUCUUCUUUUAAAAACGAAUCGACCAUAAGAAAAAUAUCAUCACCUCUAGUUGUUGUUGAUAUCGGUUUGCAAAAUAAAAUGUCCUCCUGUAUAUCUGUUAAACCUGGAUACCGCACGUAAACCAUGAGUUGAGCAUCUUUACUUACAUCUGUCGCGACCCAAGAAAUAUGCUUCGCGCCCAAUUUUGGGUCGCGACCCAUAGGUUAAGAACCGCUGCUUUAAUUGAAAGAAAUUCCUGUAUUUCUUUCUCUGUAUUGUAUGCUAUGUUUUUUUUAUUUAUAUAUCUCUGGUUAAAUCCAUAAAUCAUUCUUUGAUAUUAUAUUUUAUUCAGAUUGUUUUGUUUAGAAGAAAUUUGUAUUCCUAUUGCAAUAAUAUAUUUAAAUGAAUUAUUAUCAAUAAUUAUAACAAUAGCAUCAUAAUAAUUUUUUUAAAUGAUUGUAAAUUUUCUUUAUAUAUAUAUAUAUAUAUAUAUAUAUAUAUAUAUAUUCUCUAACUUGAGAGCACAUUAGCUCUAGUUUUGUUUGAAUUGAAAUAAAUGGUCAUUUAACUAGUUUACUUUAAAUUUUCUUUUCAUAUCUCUUAGUUUUGAACUAUGACAUUCUAUUAUUUUUCUUGCUCAUUUUAAUUAGAUUGCUUUUGAUGUUGGCAAAUUUUUUUUAUGUUGUUAAAUUUAAUUUAAUUUUUUUUUCGAAAAGAAAACAAUACUGUGACAUUUUGAAAAAUGAAAAGAGAACCUUUUUAAGUUCUCCUCUAUAAAUGAAUGAAUAUUCAUGCUUUUUUAACAGUAAAAAAAAGAGAGGGAAAUUUUUUUAUAUGUUUGUUACAUUUGAAUUUAAAAUGUUAAAUUUGAAGUUUUAAAUACUAAGAUAUAUCUUCCUCUCAAUUUAGGUGAUAAAUCUCAAGGGCUAACCUAUUUGUAUGUAAUAUAUCUGUAAAUAAGAGAUAAACUAGCAUAAGUAGCAAUUUUAAUAUUUUACUGGAAUGCUAAAAGAAGUCCCAGAGUGCUAUGUAUCACAUACCACUCUGGCAAGUCUUAGCAUGUAUGUCCCCUUCCAUCAACCUACAUCUAUGAUACAUUGCCCAUUCAAACAUGCUGUUGAAAUAAAGAAAGUAUGAUAAAAAUAUUAAAAUUUGAUUUAAGAUAACUUAUUUGCGAGGAACUCCUUUCUUUCUCUUUUAGUCUGAGGAAAGUUUUUUUUCUUAUUGUAAUACAUUGAUUUUGGAUACAUGUAAUGGAAAAAUUAAAUCUAUUAAUUUUAGAUUUAUAUACCUAUGUCUGCUUUUAAGAUUGUUAUUAAAUACAGAUCUGAUUUUUAAAUAAUUAGAUCAUGGAUUUAAUUUUGCAUGCUACUAUAGUUCUGUUGUGAACCGAGAGGAAUAUAAUUUAGGAAAAGGCAUUAUAAUGUAGUAUGUUUUAUUUGUGAAAUCUUUUGCCAAUAUUAUCUUGCAGGAAUCUAAUUUUUUUUCUUUUUUCCUCUCCUAAUUUUCAAGUAUAUGAGGGAAAUUCUGAAAAUCGAUUUCAGUUGAUUUGAAUUAAGUUAAUUCUAGAAUGUAAUGAAUUGAACAUAAUAUCUAAUAUUUAAUAAAUGAAUUUGCAAUCCUAUAAAACUCUGAAAAAAGGAUUUAUUUGAUGAUAUUAGAUUGUAUAAUAUAAUUUAGAUAUAUAUGUUAGAAUUUUACUGGCAAACUACUUUUAAUUGAUCUUUGGUCCAAGAUCUGAUGCAUUUUAUUUUACCAUAUUUAUUAUGUAUAUUUCAUGAAUUUCAAAUUGUCAUUUAUUUACUUAUUUGAUCAUUAUCUAGCUUUAACUUGUCACUGAACAUUUCUGAUGAAUUGUAAUUAAUAGAAGUCUCGUAUAUUUUAUUAUUCAAUUUAAUUAAUAUGGAAUAUAAUUUAAUAUUUCUUUUAAUCAUUGCGUAUCAUUUGAAAUAUUAGUCUGUUUCAUUUUACUCUGAAUAUUGGGUUUAUAGUAAUUUAUAUGUUAUGAUAAAAAUAUGCAAGCCUUAAUAUUUACUGAUCUCAUGACAAUAUAUAUUGCAUUUAAAAUUGAUUUCUAGAAUGAAAUUGUUUAAAGAGUUAUUAGAUCUUAUUUAAGCAUUACUAUUCUGCAUUUAAAAAUUAAUCCAUUUUCUUUCAGUCGUUAGUCUUUUCUAUUUUACGUGUUCAUGCAUUGGUUAAAUUAUUGUUUUGACAGAAUAGUAUAUGCAAAACUAAAAUUUAUUGUUUACUUCAAACUUUUACAGAUUACAUUUUUCCUAUUUCCAUUAUCUAUUCUAGCUUUGAAUAAAUUUUUAAAUAAAGAAUUGAUUUUAUUACUAAUGUAUUUGUAAUAAUUUAACUAUAUUAUAUUGCAAUAGUGGUGGAGUUUUAAAUUUAUACACUAAUUGAAUUUUUUUAUUUUGAUUGAUUGACAUCUGACUGUGAUGGUAGAAAUUAUGGUUAAUGUGCUUAGAACAAUAUGUAUAAAUUUUAAUAGAUUUUUCUGCAUAAAUUAAAAAAAUUAUAUGUUUUGGGAAGAAUUAUAACAAUUUUCUCCACUUGUUAGUAUAAUUAAGUUGUGUCACUUUCUGAAAAAGGUGAAAUUGAUUUGUUCCUGUCCACAAAAUUAACAGAAUUGUAUAUUGUGCUUUAUAAAUUGUCUGAAUUUUUUUGUAUAUAUUACAUGAGGUAAUAUUCAUUUUCUUAAAUCUUAAUCAUUUAAUAUAUAUACUCUCUUUGUACAUUAGCAAUUUUUUUUAUUACAGAUUUUUAAUCAACAAAUUGAAAGCAUCAUGUUCUGUGUAACAGUGUUAAAGGGUUAUUUGUGCCAGAUACUAUAUGCGAUGCUAAUUGUAAAUGUCCAUAUUCAUGAUUGAAUAUGCAUGAUUAUAUAAUACUCAUUUAUAUUUUUAAAAUCAUCAUGUGCACAUUUUCUUUUUAAUUUAAUACAGAAAUUACAUUAAUUGAACAGUUGUUUCUGUUUUUCCAGAUUACAGUUAUUAUUGCUUAUUGAUCAAUUUACUUGCACUGCACUUCACUUCACUUUGAAAGCAUUAAGAGUUUUAGAGUAUAUCUUUAUAGUAGAGAAAUAUUGAAAUUAAAGUUAUUUCUUACACUUGAAAAUAAAAUAUACUAUAUAGAACAGGUGAUUGCGAAGUGCAUUACAAAAAUAACUAUUUUAUUACUUUAAAAUAUUAAUAAUACUGUUCAGUUGCUACAUUAUUAUUGAAGUGGGUGAACAUUUCUUGUAGAGAAUGUUAUGUAGCUAAAGUACAAUGUGAGAAAGUUUAAAAUAAAUCUAUAUUAGAAGUGAAGAAA